UGUCAUUUAGUCGCGCGGUCGACUAAAAGAGACCUUCCCGGGCCGCUCUCUCGGCCCACUUCUGGUUAUGUUCAGGCCGUGUACUACUGUUCGUCGGGCCUCUAGAGAGGUGCAAUCCUUCCCCUACAGUAAGUCCCCCCCAGUCUGUCUGUGAUUAGUAACAGUUUAAUCCUGACGGACUGUUCUGCAUUGGAGGGGUCCGAUGAACUGAUGGAUUCUGGUCUGGAGAUGUCUCAGCAUUGCGUUGGAUGCGGACUCUGUUGCUGACUUGUGUUCUGGAGGCUGUUUUUAGUCGUGACACACCUUGGCUCAAAAAUGCGAUUUUACUCGCCAACUGUGCAAUUUUAGUCGCUGACAUGGCUCACCAAGUCGCGGUUUGUGGCGACGAGGCGCGCUGCUUAGUGUCGCGAUGACAUACGUAUCGCAGUAAGAGUAGGCGCGGUUUGUCGCGGUGGUUAGCCGGGGCCUUGAAGGUGCGUUUACCCGUCCCUGCUCGGUUUAUCGCGAUGUUCAGUUUUGCGGCUCCAGAAGGUGAGUUUACUCGCCGAUCUCCUCUUCUUGUUGCGAAGUGUGCUCGCCGAAACGUGCUCUCGAUCGCGUUGUUUCCGAAACCGGGAGGAGAAACCAGUCGCUGGUUUCGUGGUUCUUCAGGAGUGGCUUUACUCGCUAGGAUGCUUGUUUACUCGCACUUCAAAGUGCGAGUUUACUCGCCGGGAUGCUUAUCCAGUCGCGCUGUUUCGGGAGGAGGAUUCGGUCGCUGCCUUCGUGGUUCUCCAGGAGUGGCUUUACUCGCCAAGAGGCCUGCUUGGCCGCGACCCGUUUCGUUACUUCAGAAGGCGGGGCCUUUGAAGGCGAGUUUACUCGCUAGUCCGCUCCCUUGGUCGCAAUGUUCCUCUGACCCGUAAAGGGUGAGUUUACUCGCUGGGAUGCACGUAUGGUCGCGCUGCUUCGUGGUUCUCCAGGAGUGGCUUUACUCGCCAAGAGGCCUGCUUGGCCGCGACCCGUUUCGUUACUUCAGAAGGCGGGGCCUUUGAAGGCGAGUUUACUCGCUAGUCCGCUCCCUUGGUCGCGAUGUUCCUCUGACCCGUAAAGGGGCGAGUUUACUCGCUGGGAUGCACGUAUGGUCGCGCUGCCUCUGAAAUCGGGAGGAGGAUCCGGUCGCAGCUUUGGGGGCUACUUGAGGACGAUUUCUUCUCGCGAUCUUUCCGGUGGCUCCAAAAGGCAGAUUUACUCGCUUACCUUAGUUUUGGUCGUGACAAAUAGGUGAUGAAAACAUCUUCUCGGCUUUGUCGUUCUUCAGGAUGUAGAUUUAAUCAUCUGUUUGUGUUCGUCGAGUUGCGAUACUCCCUUGCAACUUCGAGGAUGGACUACUUGCUGAUCGUUCUCGCAGCUUACGGAGGAGAAGCAAAGAUGAACGCACUGGUCAUGCCUUCUUAACCGGAUGAGUUAGGCGACAGGGCAGACCGGGGGCCGGUUCACACCGGUUUGGUCUUGGUACGAUCCGAUUUGAUUUCUGCUGAUCCUAAUCCUCGAUUUGAUUGGGUGAUGUGACUGUUGCAAGUGAUGAAAGAGAGAUUACGGGCCUAAUUAAGGCCCAUUUAGGCCUAUUUAGACCUAAUAAUGAUGUUUUGGGAAUCGUGCUUCUUCCUUUGCUAUAAAUGGGUGGCUUCUCUUCACUUUUGUUAUUCUUCUCUGCUGUUUCAGGUAUUCCCUUUUCUCUCUCCCUUCUCUCUAACUUUGUUAGUCUUUCUCUCUCUAAGUCCCACCGGUAAGAUCUGGUGCUUCGGUUGGUCGUCAUGGCGUCGGGAAGGGGAUUAUCCCGCGAAGAGAAGGGAAAGGCUGCAGUCGGCUUUUCAGAUCCGAAGGCGAUCGAGUCGCCGAGCGGUUCGCCGGAAGGCGAUCCCGAUUCACUGCGUCGCAAUCCCGAUGCACUGCGCCGCGACACUUCGGAAGAUGCGAUGGAUGCGGCUUCUGGGAGGGAUUCGGCAGUUGUUGAUGCGCACGGGGGAGACAGUGGAGAGGGAGCGUUGGAGAACGCUGGUUCUUCUCGCGAAGUUGCCGGAAACGAUGGACUCGAGGCGCAGGCGCGGGCUUUCAGGGUUCCGAUUAAACGACUCCGAAAAGAGAGUGUGGAGCCUCCCGAGUACAAGCCUACACGUUAUAUCUCGGGCGAUCUUUUCGAGGAGCUUCCGGCGAUUUCUCGCGAUACUUUACGCGAUCCUGGAAUUGCAGGACAGUGUUGGACGAACGUGUUUCCCAGCUACUCUACGCACAGUAGCGUGAAACACUUGUUGAAGUCUUGCGGAGCUGCUGGAGUGACUUAUCUUAUUCCGUCGGUUAGGCAGAGACCUUGGUCACCGCCUGUGGGGUAUCAGUGUAUCUAUGAAUCCUACUUUGGUGUAGAUACGAAGUUAUGGUUCCCUAUCCCGCGCCUGAUUACAGCUUAUACGCUCCGUCGGGGAGUGGCAAUAACCCAGUUUCUGAAUGGAUCUUUCCGAAUUGCGGUUGCUUUAAUGGUUAUGGCCGCCGAAGCUAACAUCCCGAUGAGCGUUAGGACCUUUGAGGAGCUGACUUUCUUGAGGCCUAUGCCUCAUGGAACGCACUCAAUCAAGAUGCGUCCGUCCUACAAUGUUUUGACCGGACAUCCAAACAAGACAAAGGACUGGCAGCGAUACUACUUCUUUGUUAAGUCGGAUGAGCACGCGUUUGACGAACCGCCAAAGGAUGACUUCCCGGUCCUACUCUUACUGCGAUACGUAUGUCAUCGCGACACUAAGCAGCGCGCCUCGUCGCCACAAACCGCGACUUGGUGAGCCAUGUCAGCGACUAAAAUUGCACAGUUGGCGAGUAAAAUCGCAUUUUUGAGCCAAGGUGUGUCACGACUAAAAACAGCCUCCAGAACACAAGUCAGCAACAGAGUCCGCAUCCAACGCAAUGCUGAGACAUCUCCAGACCAGAAUCCAUCAGUUCAUCGGACCCCUCCAAUGCAGAACAGUCCGUCAGGAUUAAACUGUUACUAAUCACAGACAGACUGGGGGGGACUUACUGUAGGGGAAGGAUUGCACCUCUCUAGAGGCCCGACGAACAGUAGUACACGGCCUGAACAUAACCAGAAGUGGGCCGAGAGAGCGGCCCGGGAAGGUCUCUUUUAGUCGACCGCGCGACUAAAUGACAAAAGCCCAAUAAGCCGGCCAACCGACAUGAGCCCACCCGGACUAGCGGAUGUGAGGGCGAACUCGAGAAGAAGGUCUAUAAAAGGAAGAAAGGGGACAACGUAGAGGGGAUCCACACUUUUACACACUCACAAGGCGGCUAGAUCUAGGGUUUUACUCCUCUCUACCCGCUAUCUUGUAUCGUUUCCCGGCUAGCUCUUCGAGCUCUGCUUUGUCUUUCUCUUUACACUUACUCUGUAACUAGUUCCUGAGACCUUCAUCUAUAAAACGUCUUUGUUAGACCCACAGACGAGUUCUUCGUCUUCUCUUUACUAGUUUCGACCGAACUCGGUUCUAACAGGGAGGUACAUGCCAACUUCUUUGUGAGAAUCAGGAGCUUUCUCUUCUCGCAGUGCGCAGGAGCAAAUAACAAGCACAGAGAUUAUGGCAGCGAUAAGCACACCUGCGGCUACAGCAAAUGGGUAUUCAAUCCAAGAGUUCUGGGUGAGUGACUCAUUCAUUGUUGUUACUCUAUAGUAUUGUUUACUCACUAUCCACCUUGUGACGGAGACACUGCUGCAACCUCAUUUAACAAAUAUGUGGGCCGCUCUGGUAAACAAGGAGAUGAUUUUUUCCGGAAACCACAGAUCAGCGGUGUGAAGAUAUUGUAGAGAAGGUGGCGUCUUUGAGUUCUAGGCUAAGGACAGAUAAAGGUCUUCAGGAGAUCUCUAAGCUGCGGUCGAAGCUUCCCAUUACAUCUUUUAGAGACGCAAUUUUACAUCUGCUGUUGAAUCCAACCAGGUUAUUAUCAUCUCUGGUGAAACUGGUUGCGGGAAAACUACUCAGGUGAUUGUUACUCCUUGUCUCUUUGUAACUAUGUAGUAGAACCAUCGCCCUAACUAUUUUAGUUAAUCACCCCCCUGGAUUGAGUGCCAAGCUGUCAACUUUAAAUAUUAGAAAAUGUAUAUUGUGUUAUAAGAUUUAGCUCAGUUUGAGUCAGGGAUGUGAGAUUAGCCAAAUAGGUUUAAAAGCUCUUCCUUUUGAUGAUACCUGGCUGAAUCUUGUGGCUGAUAAGAGAAGAGUUUAUCGCCGAUGCCUGACUCGCUGAGAAACUAAUUCCAGAAUGAGGCGUGAUAUCCAUUGAAAUGUUCAUCCUUGAUAAGCUUAGCAUAUAGAAGUUGAUCAGCUCAAUUUGGUGAGGUAGGAGACCUAGCUGGGAGGCAAAUUCGUUCAGGAACAUGUUCCAGCACCAUAUCUGGUCUGCAGCAAUCUGGAAGAACGAGAAAUAAACACCAAUGUAUUCAACUCACCUGAUAUUGCUACUCUGAUAGUCUAAUGUCAAAUCAAAAUGAGAAUAUUUAACGUCUUACCUGAAAUAAAGGGAGACAAAGGUGGCUUCGUUAAGCCAUCAGGAAGUGCGCCAUUACUAGGUUGUGUUGGAGCAAUAUCUACCAAGACUGCUCCGGGAGACUGAACGUUAGACGGUUUGGAGAUGAACAGAAGCAACCAACGGACUAUAACGGGGAGGAGUGUUGAGAAGAUUUACAAGGUGGAGUUUGAGAACGGCAAGAGACGUUGCUGUCAAGAAGAUUUUCUGGAAAGAUGAUCUCAUAUUGGACAAAAGCUUCAACAGAGAAGCUAAGAUGCUUGGAAAGGUUAAACUUAGACAUCCUGGUAAGUCGAUGGGUUAUUGCUGCAGCAAGUCUGAAGGAUUAUAUCUGACUAAAAGGGGUCUGAUGCAUUUGUGGAUGUUAUACUUGAUCAAGAAUGGAUGUCUUACUUAUAGAAAAUCUAGCGGAGGUUUCAGUCUUAAUGAUAGAAACCAACUCAACAUGUUGUACUUGAAAGGUUUCUGGUUGCAAGAACAUUAUGGAGUCGUUAAGUUAAAAAACGUCAUUUCAUUGUUAAGUACGAGGAUGAUACCUGGAUACAUCAGCUCUUUGAACAGAACUUAGUUACAGAGAUUGUCUUUGGAGAGCAGGAUGCUCGCAGAGAUUCCAGAGUUUGCAUAACUUGCCUACGGCAGCUUCUUAUAAA
This is a messenger RNA of Raphanus sativus (radish), 5189 nucleotides long. RefSeq lists its product as uncharacterized. The record is from RefSeq and is a predicted model, not a curated record. Lineage: Eukaryota; Viridiplantae; Streptophyta; Magnoliopsida; Brassicales; Brassicaceae. The transcript is spliced from 3 exons. The coding region runs from base 1797 to 2813 and encodes 338 amino acids.